AUGGCGAUACUUAUGCUGCUCUUCAUCGUUUUCACGGCGCUUCAAGCUGUCAUGGGAAUCGAGUAUACUGACAAAGGUGUUGCCGUUGUUGGUACGACCGAAUCCUUGAACGUGGACGUUACGGCUGGAGUUUCUCGAGAAGAUUUAAUUGCUUACGAGCUCGCAUCAUACAUCGCCGCCCACUUUACCAAAUUUAGUCUGCCGGAUGAGGAUUCCGUGGUGAUCAGCUCCAUUAACAUCAAUUUCACUCUCUCACACACCUACACCGGCCAAGGUCGUGAUUCGAGCGGAGCAUUUAUCGCCAGUUUCAUCCCAGGCAGCUCCGUCACCGUCACUUAUAAGCCCGUCGGGGUGGCUGCUGUAGGCCAAGGAUACCGCAUUACGGGGUUCUCCCGUGGAUACCCGACUAUGCGCCCUGAGACGGUCUGUGGCAACGGAGAUCAGUCUCUACCUGCCAAAUGCUACAUUCUAGGCUCGAAUAUGUCCAAAGACCUACCUGAAGCUUAUCAGAAGUAUCAAGCUGUCGCUCGUAUGCUAAUCAAUGGCACUUAUCUAUGCACAGUAGAGAGACUUGGUUGUCGAGGAAAACUUGUGGCGACGACUUCGACGUAUAUCACUGGAAGCGACGAUAUCGAUUAUGCGGUAGUACAGCUGCCGGCCUGCACUGAUCUCUCGCCAUACGGGUAUCUCCAGCUACGCGAGUCUGGACCGGUAGUGAACGAGUCGAUCUACGUACCGCAACAUCCGGACGGGUAUGCGAAACGCAUUGUAAGCACUGUUGAUGCUGGGGACGAUACAACAAUUCGCAGUAUCGGUGAAGAUGUAGAUUGCGGAACGGACCAAGUAGGCUACGACGCAGAUACAAAAGGAGGUUCGUCAGGCUCGCCGCUGAUUGCUUCUAGCGAUAGCUUGGUGGUUGCAAUUCAUCAUUGUGGCGAAUGCAUGAACACUGCCAUUGACGUGCGUACGGUUCUGAUCGACUUGGCAGAGAAGAAUAUCACGAUCAAGAAUCUCGUGCCGGCGGAAGAUAUGGGUCAAAGCAGUCAGCCCUUUUAUUACACCACUCUCUAUGUACCGCUUAACCCCAAUACCAAGCAUUUGGUCAACGCGCAACGUCUAGCGCUGUGUAAAGAAGGUGUCAAGCACGUAAAUGGAGCUCGGGCGGGUGUGAUUAACUACCCAGCGCUGCUGGAAGCUGUCGAGAACGGCAAGGUUGCAGCGCGUGACUUGGCUUACAAGGUAAACGACGCGCUAGCAGGCAAGUCUUUUAAGGGUGUGCUUAACGCGCCUAACAUCAAUUUUGGCAAGCGCAAGGAGUUCAUGCCUUUACUGUCACUUGCCGAAAAGCUUGGCAGCAUGCAGGCGCAGCUGCUGGACGACAGUCGUCUCAAGCGCGUACUUGUCAUUGCGGAGGGACCCAAGCUGGUAAAGGGCGUGAUGAAGGGGUCGCUAUCGCACAUGAUGGAGGAGGAGGUGACGUUUGCAAACGCGAAACAGCUUGCUGACGUCAUGGGCAUCCAAACUGUGGAGCACAAGCACGACGAAGCGUCUGGCAGCAGCUUCUCAGACCUCAGACCAACUUGCUCUGCGUUUGUGUCUUUCGACGAUCUUCCCAUGGAUGCCAUUCCGAGUGGCUCGAUGCUGGUGUUUAACAACACGGAUCAGCCUGGUGUGCUGCGCAAGGUGACGUCGGUGCUAGCAAAGCACAAGAUUAAUAUUGGCUGCUUUGGUCUGGCACCUGAAUAA
Molecule: messenger RNA, 1746 nt
Organism: Peronospora belbahrii
Lineage: Eukaryota; Oomycota; Peronosporomycetes; Peronosporales; Peronosporaceae
Source: the annotation of a GenBank genome assembly